UUCUGCGCGCAGGGAAUCAGGUUUCUGCGCGCAGGGAAUCACGUUUCUGCGCGCAGGGAAUCACGUUUCUGCGCGCAGGGAAUCACGUUUCUGCGCGCAGGGAAUCACGUUUCUGCGCGCAGGGAAUCACGUUUCUGCGCGCAGGGAAUCACGUUUCUGCGCGCAGGGAAUCAGCAGGCUAUGCUGCUAGAGGGGAGGGGUUACUUUUGUCGUCACACAAACGUAUUUUGCCAGAGGAGGCGAUAAAAAAAACUAAGGAGCUAGACAUGUCUUCACAUUCGAAUAGUAAUGUAGCCCGGGGAAUCGCCGAAGAAAUAAUUAACAACCCGGAAAUCCUUCAACGCCUGGAAAGUGCCCUGAAUGGUAAAAACAAUCGUAUGCCUACUACAAGACAGGAGACAUCAACUAUUGAUGAAGAAGUUCGUCAAUUGUUUCAAGGGCGGAAUGUGGUCGCUGAUCGUCCCGCUCAAAAUAAUUCCCCUGCAUUCAAUAUGCAAAGAAACUUUAUCACAGCCGGAGCAGUUCCAGGGAUUUUAAAUAGAAGGGCCAGAAAGAGACCCAGAAAUGUUUGUGGCCCUUUCCACAAAGAUGUUUGUCUACUAACGGGUCCCAAUGACACAGACAUCCCGAAAGGCAAAAUACGCUUAUACCUGGCAGAGCAAGGGCAUCUGGUUUUAGGUGUGAGAUUUAUGAAGGAGUGGGAGCCACAUGAGGUGCAAAACCACUUGCACACAGUCUUUGAAAGAAUCCUGACAGAAAACAUUCAAUUUGAAAUAAUGGUGACACUCAACAACAAAUUAAUAAAGCCAAGUCUGGAGCGAGACCAAAAGAUGAAUGGACUGUUACUAAAUAACAUUUUCAAGGACAAAACUGUGUACCUUCGUCCAUCUUUACAACUGCUGGUCGUUCCUGCAAAUGCAAAGAAGAACAGAGGUACUCUGUCAAAUAAUGAUGAUGAUGAUAUUGAAAUAGAUUUGACUGAUUCCAGUCCACCAAUGAACAGCCUGAAUGUAACAGUUCUUCAGGUCAUUGAGGAUGCUCCUUCAGAACUCAUAGAUGCUCCAUAUUCGACAGCAGGUUCAGAUGGGCCUCUUAUCAUAACAGAAGAAGAAAAUACCACAGUUUCCAGGGUUCUUGAUUGUCCGAGGUAA
Messenger RNA from Acipenser ruthenus (sterlet), 1151 nucleotides. RefSeq lists its product as uncharacterized. The record is from RefSeq and is a predicted model, not a curated record. Lineage: Eukaryota; Metazoa; Chordata; Actinopteri; Acipenseriformes; Acipenseridae. The transcript has 4 exons. Bases 267 to 1151 code for a protein of 294 amino acids.